AUGAAAGAAAAAUUCGAAAUAAUGGCGGACCAGGAGCAUUACAGCCUUCGGUGGAACAAUCAUCAGAACCAUAUUUUGCGAGCGUUCGAUACGCUACUUCAGACCAAAACACUGGUAGACGUCACACUUGUUUGUGCCGAGACGAGCAUCCGGGCGCACAAGGUCGUCCUGUCGGCUUGCUCGCCCUUCUUUCAGCGUGUGUUCUCCGAAACGCCCUGCAAGCAUCCUGUGAUAGUGUUGAAAGACUUUCGAGGAUGGGUCGUGCAAGCAAUUGUGGAUUUUAUGUACCGGGGCGAGAUCAGCGUUCCCCAGGAACGGUUAUCCGUCUUAAUACAAGCGGGAGAAUCACUACAGGUGCGAGGGUUGGUAGACCAUCCAGUUGCCGGUAAUACCCCAACUCCGGCACAAUCGCCGGAGGAUUUCAGUCUACUUGACUCGUCAAUGAUAUCACCGACCUCCCCGUCUCUUCCAUCGCCAAACUUUAAUAACCUUCAUCACGCCAGACACCCGCAUCAGAGUUCAACUGCAACAAGCAUGCUGAGUACCAGUACUCCAAAGUUACUGCUGCCACCGCAGGUAUUCGCCGAUCCUGCUUUGAAUCUUCCGAACCCAGAUAUAUGCACCUCUCCUAUGCCGCGACGAAAACAGGCUCGUCCCCGAAGACGAUCGGGGGACUGCGCCCCUCAAGACCUGACAAGCAAACCCGCCACUCCGGUACCGCACUCUAUGGACGGUAAGGAAGUCGAUGAUAACAACGAAAACGAACGUGAAGAUGAGGAUGAUCUAGAGGAUGAUGACGAGGAUAUCAAAGAAAUCUUACGAAGAAGUGAAAGUGAAGACCGAAAAGAGCCAACUGUGCAUAAAACUCCAAGCAAAACCGAAGAAGACAUCGAAAAGGAAAGUAAAAACAAUUCCACAGCGUCAACGGUUUCUUUGUCCGCACUGGAAGGCCCAGAAAAUCUUUGCAUGAAAAAAUCCUCAACCAUCGGCUCAAAUUCUAGCAACUCUGGAAGUCUGACGAACAGUAGCGGCUCUCACAAAGAAGGAAACUCUCGCCUAUCAGAUCAAUCGAACGCAAAGGAUAGCUCGCUUGAGCCCACCAUUGGUCGGCUGUCGCUGAAAGACAUUCGACACCUGAACCGCUCUUCACUAGUCCGAUCGAUGAGUUCACUAUCGCCACCACCGUCGUUUCAUCUGAACAACAACCCACCUGCAGGCCUUGGGCUUGCCGAAAAACGUGUCAAAUUGGAAGACCGCGACGACGACCGGCUGGGAGACGACGACGGGUCCCAUUUUUUAGACCACAUGGAUCUGGCCCUGGCCGCCCACCAGCAUCCGCUGGCCCAUCUUUCGCAUCACAAUUCCUCGCCGCAGCUGCGACCGCCGGGUUUAACGCCGGACGGUGACAACAACAACAGCAGCAGUAGUAAAAACAACAACAGCCACAGCGGACCCGGCGGUGGUGGUCUGCAUAGUCGCGGCGACGGCGGAAACCUCGGUCCGUCCGGUGGUGGCGGCGGCAGCCUGGGCAAGGAUCGACCCGGGCCGAAGGAUUUUCUGCACAGCCCAACGUUGAAUUUUCCUCCGUUCUUCAACCAAUCGGACGGUCCACCGCGGCCGCCGCACUCGCCGCUCUCCUUUCCGCACAUGCCGUCGGUUUCGUCGCUGACGCUAACGCCACCGCACAUGUUCGGUUUGGAUUCCCCGCUUGGUCUGUUCCCUCCCGGCAUGGAUCCGGGCAAGAUCUACAGUCCUCUGAUGGAGAUGUCCGACCCGCGAGGAAUGCAUCAUGACGGACCACCAUUUCUGAAAAAGAAACUAAACCGACCAAAAGGGCAGCACUCGGCUCCUCGAGGGGGUCCACCGCGAUCGUGGACGAACGCCGAACUGACGGAGGCGCUGCAGCAUGUGUGGAACAAAAAGAUGACCACCAGCCAGGCGUCGCGGAUCUUCGGUAUCCCGUACAACUCACUGCUGAUGUACGUUCGGGGAAAGUACGGCAAAAGUCUAAAGUUGGAGCAGCUGCGAAAAGACUGCAUUAGUGGACCACCUAUCGAGCUGCUGCAGAUGGGUAUGAACAAUAACAACAACAAAGACAAGAAGGAUGGCUCCGAGAAGGAUCUGCCUCAUCAUUCGGGCAACGGUGGAGGCCCGAGUGAAGGGCGAUCCGGAAGCGGGCCAGGAGAUCAGCGCAGUGGACCGCGCUCGGCUUCGUCGGAACCGGAGCUGCUCGGAAGUCCGAAUCCUUUGUUUAAUCCAUUCCCACCGGGUUUCUAUCCGGAUUUCCCCGGUGGCUUUCCAGGCUUGCCGUUGAGUAUGCUAAAUCUCCUGCCUCCCGACCGACAUGGACCCCAUCAUCAGCUGCACCAAAUGGGCAUCGACGAGGACUGCAAAAGCGACCGAUCGAAGCAGUCUAUGGACGAUGACUUCCCGCAGCCUCUGGCGUUGAACCGGUCCUCGUUAUCCGCGGGGACACCUGGCGACGGUGGACCUGGUGGCCAUCCGGCCGACGGUCGGAGAGAGAUCUACCAGCAGAAUGGUCAGGACUAA
Molecule: messenger RNA, 2550 nt
Organism: Sabethes cyaneus
Lineage: Eukaryota; Metazoa; Arthropoda; Insecta; Diptera; Culicidae
Gene: lov
Product: protein jim lovell
Exons: 3
Coding region: 1-2550 (849 amino acids)
Biological process (GO): regulation of transcription by RNA polymerase II
Cellular component (GO): nucleus
Molecular function (GO): protein binding; DNA binding
Source: RefSeq, a predicted model, not a curated record